Messenger RNA from Talaromyces rugulosus, 2814 nucleotides. RefSeq lists its product as uncharacterized. The transcript is spliced from 2 exons. Gene Ontology annotation, biological process: mRNA processing; primary miRNA processing. The coding region runs from base 1 to 2814 and encodes 937 amino acids. The record is from RefSeq and is a predicted model, not a curated record. NCBI's taxonomy places the organism in Eukaryota, Fungi, Ascomycota, Eurotiomycetes, Eurotiales, Trichocomaceae. Gene Ontology annotation, cellular component: nuclear body.
AUGGACUCCUACGACGGCCAACCAUCUCCUGGGAGAGGCCGGGAGAGUGACGCCUACCGCCGCCGGUCACCUGGUAAGAUAACCAUCGCCGACCGGACCGAAUUGAUUGUUGUUAUUGACACUGAUGAAAAAGAAAAAGGUAUUUCUGAAGACCGCCGGCGCGGUGGUACCGGACGCGGCCGCUCGCGAUCGCCUCCCAUGAUCGACCGAUACGAACCCACUCGUGCUAGAGACGACUACCACGGUCCUGGCCGUGAAUACACACCCCGAGAUCGCGACGACCGCCGCCGUCCUCCUUCUCCUGCUGCUGCCAACAUCGAUCGCUAUGUGCCGGGCCAAGACCAUGGCAAGCGCGUUGUUCCGACAAACCCGCUUCCAAAUCCAAUGACCCUUGAUUUUCAGGUCGGUUUCACUUGGUUUGCGGAAUGGUGGAGGGCAGAGCAGUCAAUCAAGGAAGAAAAAGAGCGUGCAAAGCAUGGGGGUCGCCAUCCGUCAGACCGUGUCAAGGGCGAGAAAGAAGCGCGCGAGGACCGCGACAGGGAGAGGGCGCUCAUUCAAGAGGCCUAUGAUUCUUACAAGGCGGAAUUACAGGUGAAGAUGUCGCGGACAUUUGUCAAGCAGCAUCAGGGCGAAGAGUGGUUCCGAGAGCGAUAUGUCCCUGAAGUAAGGAAUCAACUGCGACGACGUUUGCUGGACUUUCGUCGUGGCACUUAUGACCAAUGGGAACGGGACAUGGACUCUGGCGUCUUUGACGAGUUUACCUUGGAGGGCAUCUACAAAAGCGAGAGCGACGGGGCAGGCGGUGUGAUUGAAAAGGAGGAAGGCGAGGCCACAGCAGUAGGCGAGACCCUCGGUGUCCUCGAUCUUCUACCUGCGCGCGGAGCCGAGCUUCGUGACGAAUCCUCGUCACAGCCUGCUUUGUUGAUCAAGACCUUGGCUCCGAAUGUCAGCCGGAGCAACAUCGAGGAAUUCUGCAAAGAGCAUCUCGGCGAGUCAGAUGGCGGGUUCAAAUGGCUAAGCUUGAGCGAUCCUAACCCAUCCAAAAAGUUUCACCGCAUGGGAUGGAUCAUGCUCCAUCCAGCAGAAGAAGAACCUUCCUUUGUCGACCGCGGCGAUGGUCGCGAUGAAGAAGGGGCAGAAAUCGAAACAGUGAAUGGAACGGGCAAUUCGACAUCCACGGCGCAAAAGGCUGCGGAGGCUGUCAAUGACAAGACGAUUCAGGACCCAGUUCAUGGAGACUUUGUCUGUCACGUUGGUGUACAUGUACCCCCAUCUCAGCCCCGCAAGAAAGCUCUUUGGGAUCUUUUCUCUUCUCCCGAGCGUAUUGAACGUGAUGUGGAACUCGCCCGUCGUCUUGUUGUCAAGCUUGACUCGGAAAUGGGCGAGGUUGAUGGCUAUGCUAAAAUCGAGGCGCGCGUUGAGGACCUUCAUUCAAGGGGCCUGUUGCAACCUGUAGCCAACCCAGAGAAUGCAAAGAAAAGAAAGGACUCGGAUGCCAUGAUUGAAGAAGGAGAAGAGGCAGAGGAGGGAGAGGAAACGGAAGGUGUCGAUGAAGAAGUGGAUGACGAAGAUCUCAUCAUCAAGAAGAAAAAAGUGGAUUUGAUGGUCGAAUAUCUUCGCCGUGUCUACAACUUUUGCUUCUUCUGUGUGUUUGAGAGCGACUCGGUUCACGAGCUUGUUCGAAAGUGUCCUGGUGGCCAUCUUCGCCGACCAAGGUCCGGUCUGAGUAACCAGGCCAAGGAAGUUGCCAGAGCCAGUGCCAUGGGGCUGCCUUUCCCAGUCAAAAAGAAGGAGACGGCGCCGGCAGCGGUGUUGGAAGAAGGCGAGGAAGAAUCCCCAGUCGAAGAAAAACGACCGCAGAAACUGUCAAAAUCAGAACAACAAUUGCAACGCGCUUUCAAUUGGGUAAAAACCUUUGAAGAUAAACUGCUUCAGAUAUUGGAGCCGGAGAAUGUCGACAUCUCGAAACUGGGCGGGCAGCCAGUGGACGAGGCCCUGGAGGAGGAAUUGGUGAAAAACGUCAAGCAGGAAGACGAGUCCAAGUUCCGGUGCAAAGUGCCUGACUGCAAUAAGCUGUUCAAGGCGGACCACUUUUGGCGCAAGCACGUUGAGAAAAGGCAUGAAGACUGGUACGAGAAUAUCAAGAACGAGCUCACGCUGGUCAAUGCAUACGUCUUGGACCCUUCGCACAUUGCACCAUCGCGAUCCGAUGCCAACAGCAACGGCCAUUUCCCACUGGCUGGGAACCACAUGACGCCAGGCACGCCACGCGGAUUCAACCUUGCCAACAUGCCACCGUACUUUAACGGCGGGAAUGUCCCUGGUAACUUCCAGGGCAUGCCCAGCGGCAAUUUCGGAGGCUUCAUGGGCGUCAACCAACCCGGCUUCAAUGGCCUCAUGGCCGGCGAUGGCUCAGGCAUGCACGGCGGCCACCACCAACCAGGCGCUAUGCGUCGCGGCGGCGGACGAUAUAGCCACCGUUCAGGUCCAUACGAUCGACGCGGAGGCGGUAAUCGCGGCGGCGGCGGCGGCAACUAUGGCCGUCUCAGCCCGAUCAGAGGAGGUAUCCCGAGUAUGCUUGGCUCUGGCGGUCGGAUGCAAGCCGGCGGAGGAAACAUCCCAUAUAUCCCACACGGCCAUCCUGCAGCCGCAGCCCUGUUUUCUUCACAAGGUGGUGGUGGUCCCGGAUUCCCAGAUGGCGGAAGCGGGCAACAGGCCAUGGGUCCGAGGGAGGCAGUCCAAGGACGUAGUCUGAAAAGCUAUGAAGAUUUGGACGCAGUUGGGAAUUCGGGAAGCGGGGAGUUGAAUUAUUGA